Salvelinus fontinalis (brook trout) is the source of this 4879-nucleotide messenger RNA. Its product is annotated as interleukin-6 receptor subunit beta-like. Gene Ontology annotation, biological process: positive regulation of tyrosine phosphorylation of STAT protein; cytokine-mediated signaling pathway. The coding region runs from base 259 to 2265 and encodes 668 amino acids. Gene Ontology annotation, molecular function: cytokine receptor activity; cytokine binding. NCBI's taxonomy places the organism in Eukaryota, Metazoa, Chordata, Actinopteri, Salmoniformes, Salmonidae. The transcript has 16 exons. Gene Ontology annotation, cellular component: external side of plasma membrane; signaling receptor complex; CRLF-CLCF1 complex. The record is from RefSeq and is a predicted model, not a curated record.
GGUUUGUGGUUAAGAGACAACAUGUUCUGCCCUUUUAUCUGAGAAAGAACAAGAGCAUGCAGACAUUUUUCGCCCCAACAGUUUCAUUUACAAGAAGAGUAACUGAAACAGGUUUGAGGAGCUGUCGACGGCUGCAUGGAACCGUGUUAACAGUCUAGCAAACCCAAGUCUCUUUGGUCAAACGCAGGCUGAUCAACCCUGGAUUGUCACCUGUUUGGAGACUUUACACACUAACUCCGUCAAGGGGUUGUUGAGGUGAUGGAGGCAAAGGAACACUGGUUCUUGCAAGGAUUUCUGGUUAUUGCUAUGGUAAUAGCUCAAGGGCCAACUAUUAAAUGUCCUUCUAGUCCUCUGUGCUACAAGAAAACUGAAAGUGCUACCAUCUAUACAUGUGAAUGGGAGACACCUGAGUCUAUGAAGAAUGCAACCUAUGAGCUUUUUUAUAGCCGCUCCAAUUCCCCUGAAAGUAGAACAUCAUUGGGCAGUAGUAGGAAGAGCUGUAUCUGUGUGCAAGACAAUACAGUGCUCAACAAAGUGCUGGUGGAUAUAUGGGUGGUUGCUUACAUGGGCAACUGGAGCUGCCAGUCACGCAAUACCGCUGUUACACUUUCUGAAAGAGUUAAGUAUGAAGCUCCCCAACGUAUGUCUAUGGUAAGAUCCUCGAGCAAUCUUACCCUCAGCUGGGAUAACAAGAAAGAUGCUAUCAUAGAGGUCAAGUUCAGAAGACUAGAGGAAACCUCAGGGACAUGGAAGACAUUUAAGAAAGAAGUCAAACAAGCCAUGGUCACUCUGGAGAAUCUCCAGAACGAAUCUGUGUACCAACUACAGGUCAGACAAAUGUCCAAGCAUGUCAAACAUCCCCUGUGGAGCGACUGGACUCCAAUCCUGGACGUUCCCACUGAAAUCCCAAAUCCCCCAGAAGUUAACUGGACAGUAGAGGAUUUUAACAAUGGUACUCGACUACUCAAGCUGACUUGGGGUACACCACCUUAUCCAGUCUCUAUGCAGGUGAAUUACAACCUCUCUCUCCAUAUUUGGCCUUGUCUACUAAAGCGAAAGAACUUCACCAAUGUCACUAACACUGAGAUCAGUGUUUAUGUGACUUACUCUGCUGUCAGUGGUGACAUUAUUGCCUUUAAUAAAGUGGGAAAGUCAUCCCCGACACAUAUCCUUGUCCCAGCAAAACAUCUUACAUUUCCCAGCAAGUCUUGGCCUAAUGACAGACUCAUCCCACUCAAUUAUGCGCAUGGCUUUAUGAAAUCCUGCCUGGAGUGGUACAAGUCAACAGACGGAGAAACGCAACCAGAAAAAGUGAAUAGAUCAAAACUAAAUGGAACAGUGAAGAAAAAACUAAAACAUGUCAGAAAAAAGAUGGACGACUAUGUACGUUACUAUUACCUCGUUCACAAACAAACUGAUGGAAAGCCACAAUCAACAGAGAUGUGUCUCAUGUAUAAAAAGGAGGGUGCACCCAGUAAGGCACCUGAUCAUUUCACUGCUCCUAUUCUUUAUGUUACAACCAAUUCUGCAAUGCUGCAUUGGAAACCUAUUCCUGUGCCAGACCAGCGAGGUUUCCUAACACACUAUGAAGUCUGCUACACAAGGAGAAGCCAAAAAAAUGAGUCACACAUUGAAUCUGAGUGUCACAACAGCUUUGCAUCAAAAACAGAGUAUCUUGUUCAAAACCUGACACCUGGGUCCAUCUACAACAUCCAUCUCGCUGGAGCAACAGCUGCAGGUUCAGGACCAACGACAACUAUCCAAAUCGUGACAAAGCCUCUACCCCAGUCCAUUAUUGGUUGGAUCAUAGCUGGCAUAAUUGUUUUAAUUGCAAUAUUAAUAACAGUAUGCUUGUUCAUCAUCAAGAGACAUAAAAAAAAGAUCUUCCCACCAAUACCACGUCCUGUGGUCGUAGAGUCGGUGAAUUAUCGAGCGGGGAAUCAGAACAUGUAUGAGGAGGAGGAGGUGCAUGAGCUGCAGCUACAUGACAACUGCAGCCAAGACCCCAACCCUGAGGAAGCCACUGUCCUGGAGGUGUCUGAGACAUACGAGUGUGAAGAUACGGACGAGAAGUGCCUGGGAGACUCCAGCACCCCAGUCAGUGACCUGCUGAGCCCUGAUUACAAGGGCCAGGUGCUACGUCUAGAAACCCCUGAUUCAAGCCAAGGAGAGAUUGACUGUAUGGUCACCAUGUUGAUGUACAGGAACGGUCUGGUUUUUGAUAUGAAAGCAUACUCCACCGAGGAUGUCGGGAUCCCACUUUAGACAUCACUGCUGUAGCACUCGCUUGAAGCCUGUAAUUAUAAUGUAUGACCCCCUUAUUAUGGUGUAUUAUUAUGCUCACUUUCUAUUGGUCCUGACUAAAUAACAGCCAUUUUGAGUCAGUUGAGAGAAUUGACAUAUUAUAAUCUUUAAAAUAAUACAUUAUAAAGGUUUAUUCUUGUUUCUAACAAGUGCAUCCUUUAAGUAAAGCGUUAGCAACACUGGCAGAGUGUGGUGACAGUGGCCUGGCUGGGCCAUUUAGCACUUUGUCUGUUAAAAUAUUCAGGCUAGGUCAUUAAAAGAUAAUUAUUAUAUUAUUGUGGACAAACUUUUUUUGAAUUUUUACCCCCUUUUUCUCCCCAAUUGUUAGUAGUUACUGUCUUGUCUCAUCGCUACAACUCCCGCACGGACUCAGGAGAGGCCAAGGUCCGUGCGUCCCCCGAAACACAACCCAACCAAGCCAAGCCAAGCCAAGCCAAGCCAAGCCAAGCCAAGACAAGCCAAGCCGCACUGCUUCUUAACACAGCGCACAUCCAACGUGUCAGAGGAAACACUGUACACCUAGCGACCUGGUCAGCGUGCACUGCACCCGACCCGCCACAGGAGUCGCUAGUGUGCGGUGAGACAAGGAUAUCCCUGCCGGCCAAAAUCUCCCGACACUAGGCCAAUUGUGCGCCGCCCCAUGGGCCUCCCAGUCAUGUAUUCCCAUGGCACUGCAUUGCUUAUCUGUUGUCUAUGUUGUUUGUCUAUGUUGUUUUUGCUUAUUGUCAAGAAAAUAAGUUUAGGGGGCCUCCUGGGUGGCGCAGUGCCAACCCAUUACACCUCUUUGUUUGUGUGGAUACGGUGGGAACACGUGGGUCUGAGCAAGUGUGAUGCCAGACAGAGCCUGGGCUCGAACCCAGAGUCUCUGGUGACACAGCAAUGCAGUGCCUUAGACCACUGCGCCACCCAGGAGGCCCCCUAAACUUAUUUUCUUGACAAUAACCAAAAACAACAUAGACAAAAACAACAGACAACUUAAUUUUACAUACAUUUCCACAAACAUUAAUGGCAUCACACUUGCUCAGACCCACAUGUUCCCACCGUAUCCACACAAACAAAGAGGUGUAAUGGGUUGGCACUAAAAAAGUUAUCGCAUAAAGCUUACAGUACUUCAUAAAAAAAAUAUGUUUUUACCUUUAUUUAACUAGGCAAGUCAGUUUAGAACAAAUUCUUAUUUUCAAUGCCGGCCUAGGAACAGUGGGUUAACUGCCUUGACAGAUUUGUACCUUAUCUGCUCGGGGAUUUGAACUUCCAACUUUUUGGUUACUAGCCCAAUGCUUUAACCACUAUCCUACCCUGCCGCCCCAUUAUUCAAUGUUUUUAAUUAUUUUCAUUGCAUCAUACGUUUCGGCUUUACAGCCUUCUUCAUUUUGUCCACACCUAAUGUUGUUUCUAACGCUAAGCCCCAUGUGACUUCAAAUUGUGUUAUGUUGUUUCUGUCUGUAGCCGGAUUUUUUUCAAUAUUUAAAUAAUAAAGCAUUUGAUUCUUCCAUUCUCUGAAAGAUGGAGUAUCAUUUGACUUCCAGUAUUUAAGUAAUAGCUUCUUCCAGAGGCGCAUCUUUCACUGGGGGCGGUGGGAUAUAAAUUGCAUUUCCCCCCCCCCAGUUUUAUCAUUGCACUGUGAUACAAAAAAGUGUCAUCGGUGUUCUUUAUGACCAUGCGGACGCCUCAGAGUGGUCGGGUAGGCUGUUUGGCUAACAUUAGCUAGCUAGCUGACUAACUGUAGGUAUUAUUUUUGCCUCACUCACACUAGACCUGAAUUAAAUGAUGAAACCAGCGGCCAAACGUUUCUUGACAGCGCAAUGUGAGUUUUUAUUAGAGUCAGUAUAGCAAUGUAACGUUAUUGAUUAUGUUAAUAUAAUCUCAGACAUAAAUUACUGCAGAAUAAAACCAUCCAUAGAACAUCCUAUAUGCCAGUGAAACUGAAUAACAUGCACUCAGAAAUGUAAUUCCUCUGCUGGAAGUGUAAAACACAAAAGGGGACAUAUUUGCAUAUGUUAUGGUCUUGGGAAGGCUGGCUGAAUUCUGGCAAAGCGUAUGUUCUUUUAUCUCAGCAUGUUAACAGAUACUCCCUCUUUUUGUUUGCUUGGAAAUGUUGAUACCAGAGACUGUUAUCAGAAGAAACUGGGUAACCUAGCAUUUAUAGCACCUAAGAAACGCAUUGCCAUUAAUUGGAAGGUUGGUUAUGAUCCCACAAUGUCACAAUGGAUGGCAGAAAUGUCAAGUUAUGCAUCACUAGAUUUGAUUCACAACAAGAUUAAGGCUGUACUGUGCAACUUUCAUAAGGUCUGGGUGGCUUAUAUAGCACUAGUGGUUCUGGGGGGGGGCAAGGGGGGGGCAGUGCCCCUGUGACAACAAGGAUGUGGAGUAUGAAAUAACGUAUCUCAGGUCGACAAUGUCAGAUGACAGAUUAAGCAAUUUAGGUGUAUUAAGUAUUGAGUCUAGAUGAAUUUGCUGAUCUUUUUGCAAAAAAACACAAAAACCGGAGAAUACAGUUGAUGUGACCUGAUACUGAAUAUGUAAUGCAAAUUACAAUUAUAAUGGAAAUGCAAAUAAAUAGUUGAAUGAUUAUGAA